This is a messenger RNA of Oikopleura dioica, 831 nucleotides long. The record is from the annotation of a GenBank genome assembly. NCBI's taxonomy places the organism in Eukaryota, Metazoa, Chordata, Appendicularia, Copelata, Oikopleuridae.
AUGACCCGAAAAAUUUUCCAGGAAGAGAUUAAAAGGUUCUCUAGGCAUCUGUCCCGCACCAAGCCCGGCACCAAGAACCUUCUCCUCCUGGACAAUUUUUCGGGUCAUCUUAUUGACCUCGUCGCACUAGGUGUGCACAACGUCCAAGUCGAAUACUUUAAGCCGGGCUGCACAGGCCAGUUCCAGCCCUUGGACAUGCUCUUCUUUGCUGCCCUAAAAAAUCAGUACAGAAUUUUCCUGAGGAAAUUUCGUCAAGGGCAGCAGAAGAGCAGUCCGGGGCUGGAACUGUCUGUAAAGACCGUCGCCCGGCUUGGUUCCGAGAUGAAGCCCGGCAUUGUCAGGGCUUGUUGGCGAAAAACUGGUCUCACCAGAUUCGCAAAGCUUCAGGGCGACACGAUCGACAAUGAAGAAGAGGAGAUAAGGCGGCAUUCAAUCGAGAGGAUCGAAGAAGAACUCGCCCAGCUUCAGCUUCAAGACGACGAUGAAGAAGAUGUUGAGGUCAUGGAGAUUGCUGAACAACAACGCGAGAAACAAAUUACUCGACAUGACCCUCUGGAAAUUAACGAACAAAAUAGAGUCUGGAAAAGUCGAAAAAAAGGGCUUCUCGCUUCAGCUGAGACGCCAGAAUUCCGAAUGGAAAUCCGCUCCCGAAAAGAUGUCACAGUAGAAUACCUUAAUACCGAUGCAGAAGGAAUAGUUCUUUAUAGAUUUGAAGACCAAACUGCAUCGAGAAUUGAACGAGACUGCAGCAAAUCUUCGGACAAUACCACUUUGAACCACAACGACGACAACGAAAACCAAGCUAUCGACCAGGCUAUCAUUAUCGACUGA